Messenger RNA from Durotheca rogersii, 669 nucleotides. RefSeq lists its product as uncharacterized. Bases 1 to 669 code for a protein of 222 amino acids. The transcript is spliced from 2 exons. NCBI's taxonomy places the organism in Eukaryota, Fungi, Ascomycota, Sordariomycetes, Xylariales, Xylariaceae. The record is from RefSeq and is a predicted model, not a curated record.
AUGUCUUGGGAGGAUCCACACCCCGGCGAGCGGUUAAUGAUCCCGCUCGCGGUGUCUGCUGGAUUGCACAUCUAUCCCUCGACCAUCAAUGGAGACCUCCCGGGUGGCGUGACCGCAAAAGCGCGUGGCGCACGCCGGGACGGCAGUCCCUGCAUAAACCAGCGAGGCAUUCGCGGUCGUCAUCGCAACGCCAUACCGAAGCCUCUGAAGAUACCGGACGAGGUCCCCGAAGAAUUAGAAGUGAGGAGCGCGCCGUCGAUUUCGUCGCUGCUAACCGACAUCACUCCAACACCGUCGAAUCUACGUCUAUCGGAGUCGCUCUCGCAUCUCGAGUUCGAAACCGACCAGGAGAGCUGCGGCGAGACGGGGACUCUCUUCGGAGACGCAGACGCGGACGCCGAUCCAGUUGAGGUGGCGACCUUGAGCCAGUCCAGCCUCAGCGACUUCUCGAAUUAUCUCGGCAUAUCACAGGGCGAAGAUGACGACGACGCAUCGGUCACCGUUGUGGAUUCGGACGCUUUCACUCGAGCCAGCUCCGUCGACGACGUGUACGGCUGGGAAGCAGAGCUGAGCCGCAAGACGGCGGGAUCGGGGUCACUCGAGCUGGGAAUUAAUGAACCGGCCUCGCGAAGGCCGACGUUGAGAGAAGCGGACUACGGACUUCUCUGA